Messenger RNA from Cetraspora pellucida, 303 nucleotides. NCBI's taxonomy places the organism in Eukaryota, Fungi, Glomeromycota, Glomeromycetes, Diversisporales, Gigasporaceae. The record is from the annotation of a GenBank genome assembly.
AAUAUCAACAUUUAUCAGAUACUUUUCAUUCUUUUACAUCAAAUCAAUGAUGAAAAAUAUGAAAGAUUACCAAGUGACAUCAAAGAGGCUAUUAAAGAAUCAAUUAAAAUAAAUCUUCAAAGUUAUAUGAGCCCUAAAGAAAUUUUAGAUUAUUCAAAGACACUAAUUAAAAAUCUUCAAUUCAAUAAUGAUCAAGACCUCAAACAAGUGCUUGUAGCCGCAGUCAAACAAAAUCUCAUUACAGAAGGAGAGGUGUCAUACCUUUUAUCUGAAACAUCUAAAAUUGAGGAAAUUAACGAUUAA